UGUGGUGUUGAUGUCAAUAAAGUGAAUUCAUAUGACCAAACUGCCUUAGAUAUAGUGAACAAAUUUACAACUAAUCGUGCUGCCAAAGAAAUUAAACAGAUUUUAAAAGAAGCAAGUUUUUGUGUGCAGGCAAAAGCUGUAAGAGACCAUUGCAACAUCUAUGACCCUAACUCUCUGACCUUCAAGGAUGGUGAUAUUAUAAAGAUAAUUGAGCAGAGACAAGAUGGUAUGUGGAAAGGUUGUCUAAUGAAGGACGGGUGUAUGGCCAAGCCAGGAUGGUUCCCAGCUGAUCAUGUUGUGCUUAUAGACAAUACAGCAGGUAGAAAGAAUGCAUUACGAAGUACUUCAUCUUAUACAACGCCACCUCUAACACCUGACAAGUUACCACCACGAUGUAAUAGUUUCUCUUACAACGGUGUACAUACUUCCUUUACAUCAAAUCGUAGCUCGUAUGGCAGUAUAGGUGUAGACGAGGCUUUCCCUCCUCCUCCUUCCCCAACAUGCAUGUCUAAAUUUGAGCAUAUUAGUAAUACACAAGAAUUAGAGUUCCCACCUCCACCAAUAUUUGUUACUGAGCCUCAAGAAGACUCUGAUGUUACAGAUGAAUGUUGUAAAGAGGUGACAGUGUUACCCCCACCACCUCCACCAUCAUACCAAAAUGUUGUCAACAAUUCACCAAGUCACCACCAGAAUUUAAAUGGGAAGGUGAUAGUGAACCAUAUAGGUGAGCAUUGUUAUGUUGACAAUGUUGAACCAGCAUACCAGAACUCAUGGGAUAUGAGGUCAUCAAGUCCAGCUGGUAGUAACAGGAACAGUGCUGCCAGUAGUGACAGUGGUCGAGGCCUAUCAGCUAACUAUCUUGAUCCAAAGGUGCACCACAACUAUGUUAAUGUACAGGUAAACAAUCAGUACAGGUUAUCAGGUACAAGUUAUGAGAGUGGUGUAUCAUCACGUCAGAGUUAUCACAGUACAUCAAGCUCCAGUGUGGGCAGUCUAGAUAGACUUGAAGAAAGUGGGUACUCUAGUCAGAUAAACGUGGCGGAGCUCUUCCAAGCUGGUGUUCCUGACCAUGAAGUGUUGCGGGCCUGGUUGAGGGAUCUCAACUAUGAAGAGUAUUACCAGAAUUUUCUGUCAGCCGGAUAUGACAUGCCCACAAUUACACAUAUGACACCUCAGGAUCUCACAGCCAUUGGCAUAUCAAAGCCGGGUCACAGAAAAAAGUUAAAAUCCGAGAUUGCCAGACUGAAUAUUCAUGAUGGCAUACCAGAUUUUAAACCUAAUGAUCUUUAUGACUGGCUGAGAAUGUUGAACUUAGAGCAGUAUUAUAACACGUUAGCCAAUCAGGGCUAUGAUAACAUUGAUUAUGUAACAGACAUUAUGUGGGAGGACCUGGAAGAAAUUGGAAUCCAAAGGCUAGGUCAUCAAAAGAAGAUCAUGUUAGCUAUAGACCGACUGAAGAGGAUUUUGUCGGGAACAAAAAGAUUGUCAACAAUAGAUGGUCGUGAGGGAACAGAAGUGCUUGAACCUCCAAUGGCUAGUAUAAGGUGGUCAGGAGAGAGGUCAUCACCGCCACCACCAGCACCACCCCAGUAUAAUGAAUUACCACCGUAUCUGAAACCUCGCCGGUCAUCCUCUGGGGAUAGUCUCAGCACUAACAGCAGUGGAGGAGAAAUGAAGUCAUUAAGCCAGCCACUUGAGAAUGAGUAUGCUAAUACCAGUCAUUUACAUCAGAAACCACCUGCUAUUGUGCCCAUAAAGGUCAAAAGGUCAAUGUCACAGUCUGCGCCUAAUGGGAUGGCAGACGGUAAAGAUAGUGGAACUCACCAGAAGAUGUGUCAAUCAUUUCAUGCACCACCUGAUAGAACCUCGGAUUAUUCAGACAGAGAGAACACACCUACUGGUGAUGACUAUCAGAUGUCUAGUUCACCAAUGGCAGGAGCACAUCCAGUUGCUCCAGUUGUUGCUGCCAAACCUAAACCUGUAGCUAUGAUUGUGGCUAAAUCCAAACAGCCUAGUCGAGAAGGUUCACCUGAUAUUAUAGAUGUAGAAAAACAUGAGGCUGAAAGAAAUAAUGAUGGAUACAAAAGCCCUGUAAAGAGUCUGGAAGGUUUUAAGUAUCCCCUUGCUACAAAUGGAAGUUUAAAGCGAAGAACAUCAGAGCAUAUUUAUGAUACUCCUCAGACGGGUACCCCUAGAACAGUUAGUAAUUAUGUGAAUUAUCCUCCAAUGUCAGGGCAUCAGGUCCUUACUGGACCAGUUAGUCCUUUACAUGUAUCAACUCAGUUCUCGUAUUCUUAUCAACAAAGUAAUUCACCAAGAAAUUCACAACAGAAUUCUCCAGGUGGCAGAGCUAAAAAGGCCCCACCUCCCCCACCAAAGAGGAAUGCUUCAUUACGUCAAAAUGAAAGUACAACAAACAAAAAUGGCCCAGUUAGUCCGAGUCAUAAUGUGACAACGUCUACAAGUCCCGGGAUGACUUCUGUGUUGUCUCCGCCCCCAAUUCAACAAAAACCUCAGAUUUCCACUCCUCAAGCACAGGCAUUUGUUAAUUGUGUUCAAAGUCUUUCAGAACGUUUUGGAAAGAAAAGUGAGGAGAAUAGUGCUGGUGAUAAUUUAAGUUCAGACAAUGAAGAUUUACCUCCAGCACCUUUAGUUGCCAUGGAAAUAAUUGAACCAAAAAUUUCAAAUUAUGGUUUGUUAGGGAAAUCAGACAAAAUAAGUUCAGGAGAGUACAUGUUACAACAAAGACUGAAAAGGGAAAGUUCUUCAAGUUCAAGUCCGACAUCAAAUGGUGUCGAAAGUGCUUUUGGUGUCAAGUUGCGUCAAGCUAAAACAGAGUCUCAGUCACAAAACCAGUCUGGUGAAAGUAUAGUUACUGUAAACCAGACUGAAGCAGUUGUCUCACAAGACAGUGUUCAGGACAAAAAUGGUGUAAAUGUACAAAAUGCUCAAAAUUGUGUUCAACAAACUGAAAAUACAAAUGUUACCAAAGAAUCUAAUGGUCAAGUUGAUGAUAAAGACAAACAAAGGAAAGAUUCAACAGGAAGUGGUAAGGGAGAAUUACAUCUUAGUUCUUCAACAUCAAGUUUGGACUCUAACACUUUACCAUUUGCAAAUGAAAAUGUUGGCACAAUAAAGCAAAGGGCUCAGCAAUGUAAACCAUCUCUAGUCAUGAUAUUGGAUGAUGGUACAACACACACGGAGGAAGAUACUACUGAACAAUCUUUUAGUGACAAUACAGACACUAUUAAACGAACACCAAAUAAGUUACCAAAACCUCAACAACAAACUGUACAAAAACUGCAGCAACCAAAAGUACUGCCCAAGCCAAACCAACAAGGAAAUAAUCAGCUGCAACAACCACAAUCAAAGUCACAACAACAGGAUAACCAGCAACAACAGCAGAAGACAGAGCAGGAUAGACUUGCUGCACAACAGCAGAAAUUAUUAGCGAACCAACAACAUAAACCCCAGCAACAGUAUAAUGCGAGUGUAACAGCCAGUUUUGUACCAGGGGCACAGUCAUCCCCACAAAAUACUAGCAAAGAUAUUGUACGUCCGUCUGUCCCCCAGAAACCCACUGUAAAACCAGCAGUGUCACCUAAACCACAAGCUAAAGGACAACCAGUAGCUGGUCAGAAACAGAAGUCGGGAGAUGUGCUCAGUGAAAUUGAUAAUAUGUUACAGGGCCUAACAGAUGAACUUGAUGCUAUGUUAGAAUUUGAUCUGGCAGAAUGAAGAUAAAAUAUGACAACUUGUUGUUGUUUAACUUAUUCUGGUAAACUGCUGAAUAAACUGUCAUCAACUGACUCACAGGUCAAGGUCAUUUUCUAAUUAUCAUUACAACAAUCACAAAGGACUGAUGUGAAAUGAUCAGUAGAUAAUCUGCUGUAUUUAAAUGACCUUAAAAUGUAAAAAAAAGUGCAAUUUUUGUAUUGUAUGAUGAACAGAAGAAGUGCAUUUCUUAUCAUAGUCAUAUUACAGUGAUAUAUGGCAUUAUAUAGGCAGUACUGUGAUGUAUCUGGAAGGAUUGUGCUAGUCAGGGUAAAGGAGGAGAAGUUCAAGGACAAAACUGUCAAAGUUGAAACAAUCUCAUAAUAAUAAAUGGUGAAAUUAUCUCAUUGAAUUUGAGUGGCCAACUCCAAUUGGUAUAUAUUAUUGGAGUAUUGUCAUGACUAUGAUCUGAUGAUAGAGAAUGAUAUUGUAACCGGAUUACAAGAAUUUAUAGGAAAAUAAUAUUUGCAGAACAAAAGUAUACAUACUGUUUAUUUUUACUAUAAUUAUAACGGGGAGAAUUGAUUAUGAGAUAUGACUGAAAUUAAAGUAGGUGUUUUAUUUUGCUUCCUCUCUAAAGACUAUUAUUAAGCUCUGUUAUUAAGCUAUCAUUUUGUUUUAAAUUAUUUGCUUUACUCUAUCACACUGCUUUUUUUAACCUGUGUAAUAGCACUGAGUCUUAGUGUACUGUGAUAGUUUAAUUUACCUCUGUCAUAAAUGAAGUGUACAUGUAUAUACCUAUAUUUACCUGUAAACUCUUGUUGCUGUUUGAACUAAGAUUGUAGGUUAAGAUUGUGGGAUAUUUUCUGGAGCCUAUUAAAUCUUAUCUUCUUUUAUAGAUAAAAGAUGGAAGUUAAACAGGAAAUGGGGAUUUUAAGAUAGUACUAUAUUUUGUUAGGAAUCUGAUUCACUACAGACAUCAGUCCACAGGUCUCUGUUUCCUUUCUCUUUCAUUUUAACAGAGUCCAUAAAGUGGAACUUUGAUGGUCUCAUUAUUGAUCCUGCUACUGCAAAAAUAUAACACAAUGUUUCUUGUGUCCGCCUUUAAAGGUUAGUUUAUGCCAAAACUAAUGUAGAAAACAAUACCUUGGUAUGUCAGUGAACUUAAACAAAGAUAUUUUUGCACCAGUAUCUCAUGUUGAGAAUAAUCUGGAAAUUUUAAUAGUGCUUAACAUGAAUGUUGUUUUUUUACACAUUUUAUAAAUAUGUAAAUGACUUAGAUGAACUUUCCAGUUUGUUUUUUUUGCUAUUUAAUCAGCAACAUAUUUAAAAUGGUCUGAUAUAUACAUGCUAAUUUAUCAGAUGCAUCUUAUUAUGUAAACAUGUUGUUAUCUGGGCUUACUUUUAUUUUAGCUUAAGUUAUUAUUGUAUCAAAGUUGAAUAACCUAUGCUCACAUAAUUAAGGUAGCACUAUAAAUCCAUGAUUGUCUUAAUGUCAGGAUUUAUACUGUAUACAGCCAUGUUAUAUACUGUCAAUAACUGAAAGAAACUUUAAGAAUCAAAGCAGACGAAAUUACAUAUCUUUAGACUACAUGAGGGAAAUGCUUCAAAGAGUACAUAUUGCCCUGCACAUCAGUUGGUAGUGAUGAUUUUUGUAUGAAGACAGGUGUAUGCUGGUAUGGUAUCAUACUGUACAGAAAAUAUUCCUGAUUUUAUCAAAGAUGUGAGGAUUCUUAUCUUUCAGUUUAAAUUAAUACCUCUUAGUCAUAUGCUGAUUCUUCUUCACAUACAGUUUCCUAUCUUUGACAAGGAGGGUAUUAACUUCAUUUUCCAAAGUUAGACUAAUCAUUUACCUGUUAAUGCAAGGGAAACAACUUCAAAUGUAUCAGGUUGUCAGUGACAAUUGAGUAACCUUUCUUGAGUUUUUAAUAAUUAUCUGAUUUCUAGUUAAUAACUGAAAAUGUUUGUCAGAACUGUUAAGAGAAUUGGUCAUUUGCUUUUCUCAGAACUAUGCUCAUCAUUGUUUGUCUCUUUUCGACUUUCGCACUUUCAUUUUUCUGCACAGUCUCAAAUUUUGACUUUUAUUUAUCAGAAUUCUAGCGACAAAUAUCAGCAAAUUUUGUCAUUUCAGGUGUUUGCAAUGUCAUAUACCUUGUAAUGUUACAUGUUGUAUAAAUAUUUAAUUUCAUUGAUAAUUUGUUCAAGAGUUUUAGUUAAUGUGAAUAAAUUGUUAGGUAGUUUCAAAACAAGAUUUUUCUCUUCUUCAGUACUCUGUACCAAAAAUUAUUUGAUAUAUCAAAGAAAAAUAUUUAUGUUACUGUUUAAUGAAUAACAAUAGUGUUUCUAAGGUGUUUUAUCCAUAACACAGACCAAUUUAUGUGGAAUAAGGUAAUCAAUAAAACAAUUUAAAGUUGAAAUGGAAUACAAGUUGGAUAUAAAAUAUUUUGUAGUUUAAAGGGACUCCACUGAAAACAUAACAUUAGAAUUUCUUACAUAAAUGAACUGGGUGCUUUAAACAGAAGUAUAUGCAAAGAUAGUAAAGAAAUUUAAUAUACUUUAAAAAAAUCGAAAAUCGUAGUUUUAUGCUUUUCUUAGCCUAAUUUGAGUGAAAAGCCUUUAAACGCUUUUCAUUUUGGGUCAUUUUUUUUUACAAUUUGAAUAAUUAUUCU
Ruditapes philippinarum (Manila clam) is the source of this 6383-nucleotide messenger RNA. Its product is annotated as caskin-2-like. The record is from RefSeq and is a predicted model, not a curated record. Lineage: Eukaryota; Metazoa; Mollusca; Bivalvia; Venerida; Veneridae. Gene Ontology annotation, molecular function: protein binding.